Molecule: messenger RNA, 2259 nt
Organism: Danio aesculapii
Lineage: Eukaryota; Metazoa; Chordata; Actinopteri; Cypriniformes; Danionidae
Exons: 10
Coding region: 31-1167 (378 amino acids)
Biological process (GO): mitotic sister chromatid segregation; establishment of localization in cell; mitotic cell cycle checkpoint signaling
Cellular component (GO): cytosol; kinetochore; dendrite
Source: RefSeq, a predicted model, not a curated record
CGCGCUAGGCGUGUGAGUUUCAAAACAGAAAUGGCGACGGAAAGGGUCGAAGCACUGCUGGAAAGGACUGACUUGUCCUCGUCCAAAUCAUGCAACACGACCGAAUUGCAGGAAACAGGAGAAGGAGAAAUGAUGGUUCCUUAUCUGAUGGACUGCCGUCGAAAACAGAAGCAGGUAUUCAGGCAGCUGUUUGUGGUGGACGACAUGAUCCAGCUCCUAGCAGGUCUGGAGUCAGUGGAUCAGCUGUUGAAUGAGCCAUGUCCUCAAAACCCAGGUAAUGGAGCUCGUUCUGCAUGGAAGGCUUUAAAAGCAGACUAUCAGGAGAAAGUUGAGGAGAUGGAGGGGCUGAUCAGCACUCUUCAGAUUCGCAUGGAGAAGCUGCAGACUAAACGCCAAACACUGAACUCUCUACUUUCCACUUUGGAGAUGAAGAAGGAGGAAUGCAAAGAGAAGGAGAGGAUCACAGCUAAACAAAAUCAGAGAGCUGAGAAACAAUUCAGCUUUCAGUUGGAAGAUUCGCUACAGGCAGCCCAAAAUGCCAUGCAUUUAUGCGAUGUGCAGCUUUCUAAGCUCAAGGAUGAGGUUGAGAAACGGCAGGCUCGAAUUAGUGACUGGACACUAUUAAGAGAUGGGCUGCAGUCGCUGGUCACAGUGACUCACGGAGGUAUGCAGUACAGGCUGCUGUCAGUCAGCCCCUCUGAGCUCUGCCUUGAGCUUUUGACUCAUGCUGGCGAAAAACCACUUGAACCGCUGCGUGUCACCAUCACCAUGACAACCAAAGACGAAUUCCAUCUUCAGGUGCUUCAGGGAACUGCUGGUCUUGUAGAGGAGGGGAUGAAUGGCCCUCUUAGGCAAGUGAGCGUUGCCCUUGAGGAAGUGAUGGAGAAGUACAUAAGUCAAGGAGAAAUGCUGUCUGAGAUUCAGUCUCUGCGUGCCAGGUAUGCAAUCGAUUGGUGUCCUGCUGAAAAGCUUCUAAUCUUUUUGAAGACUGCAACCAAAGUAUGUCAUCUGAGGGUUGAGGAGGGAUAUCCGUCACAUGGCCGAGCUAUCCUCCUGUCUGUGAGAAAGGAUGGCAAUCUCCUUGACAUCACCAAUCUACAGCCCCCAGUUCAGCAUCCUGUCCUGACAGAGUGGCUUGAGUUUCUGUCCUCCAAUCCCAACAUCUGACAUCACAAAGUUUACUCCGCUUCUCAGAAGACUCCAGUCAUCACGUAUGUCACCUCCUGAGUCAGACUCUAUUAGAUAUUACACAUUAACCAUCUGCAUUGUACAGUGUAUGAAUUUUAAAAUGUAAAUUAAUGUUUGUAUUGUUUCUGAGUUCAUCAUUAGUUCCUUUAGAUUUUAUAUAACCAACCCAGCCUGUUAUUAUUUUGAUAAUUAUAAAUUGCAUGGAAAGAUUGAGCACUUCAUCAUUUCAAAUUGAUGCUCAUUACAUGUUUUAAGUCACAAAGAGCUCUACAUUGUUCAGUGGUAAUUACAGCAAUAUAGUUAAAGUGUAAAUGUCAUGUUUGUGUCUAUUCAAAAGCAAUAGGGUAAAUAAAACAAUUCUAGUUUUUACAGUGAACUCUUGUUAUUCCACACUAGAGGGCAGCACUUUCUCUGAGUAGUGCCGCACGCACAUUGUUCCAUCUGCUGACAUAACAGGUUAGGUAACCAUUUAGACCGUGUCUGGAGACUCAAGCUUCUUCUGAUGCCUGGAUAUUUAAUCCUCCUUUUCUUUUUUGCUACACAACAAGUUCAUUUUUCACCAUUUUUCUCUUCUUAAAUGUCCUCGGGUUUCCACCUCAGACACGAAAAGCUCCUGUCACGUUGGCUUCGGGCAAUCCUUGUGCUUGUUAUGAAAGAAGAGAUCAAAUUCGGUGUCUUUUCUUCUUCUCAUGGUUGUUCUGACAUACUCUACUUGGCACUUGAAGCAUGACUCCACUUUCUGUACCAGUUAUCCCUCCUCAUGUCACUGCACUACAGGAGCUGCUCUCAUUGGCCAAAUAGGAUGUGAGGUCUGCUCUGGAUUUAGCCAAUAGGGAGCUGUUAAACUCUGAUUAUGAGGGCACAAUGACCCACUUCUGGGUCCAUGUGUGUGGAGAGCACUCUACAUAUUCUGUGCUCACUCUGCUGUCUGUAAUGAGAAGGGGCCUGGACUACCGCAGCUAUCUUUGCAGAGAUCAUCAUCAGAUUCCAUGUGCUGUGGGGGAAAUUAAGACUGGCAAAUAAUGACAAAAAUAUUGUUUGGUAGAAAAAUAAAAAAACUCAUUUUUAUUA